Messenger RNA from Aplosporella prunicola CBS 121167, 1676 nucleotides. RefSeq lists its product as uncharacterized. Gene Ontology annotation, cellular component: endoplasmic reticulum membrane. Gene Ontology annotation, biological process: protein folding. The record is from RefSeq and is a predicted model, not a curated record. The transcript is spliced from 7 exons. Lineage: Eukaryota; Fungi; Ascomycota; Dothideomycetes; Botryosphaeriales; Aplosporellaceae. Bases 488 to 1399 code for a protein of 303 amino acids.
CCCGCCGACCACUCGAACUUCUCCCCCCAUCUCUCUUUGUUGCACUGUACAUCCAUCCCUUCCGGUCCUUCCCUUUCGUCAGUCUCUUCUUCGUCCUCCUCUCUUUUUUCUUCUUCACCGCGCCCCGCCUGACUCGCGCCUGGUGCUCCCGGGCCCCCUCGCUUUGAUCACCUCUCGCCAACUAGCGCCCAGCGACCCCCUGCAAGCAAGCUGCACGGCGCCUUGGUCAGGACAGGAUCAGAAUCAGGUCCAGGUCCGUCCAACAAGUGUUUACGGGCUUGCCUGCCUGCCUCUUCUGCACAGCCGCCGGCCAGCGCAGCCUCCCUCUUCUCUUCCCCACGCUUUAACUUCACGUCCGCGCCGUCGCACCGCCAGCCCGCGAUCGCUCGUUCGACUGCCACCCACCGUCCCCUCGUUCUGCGAAGCUCUCCGUUCACGCGCUCUCCGACGCGACUAGCGCCCGGCUCCGUCAAGGCGCACCGCAACCAUGCCAACCGCCUACGGCAACUUUCACGACUUCUGUCGUGACGCUGGCAACGCCUAUGCUACCAUCCCAGUGUGCAAUCUCUUCAGUCAGUCGCCUGCGCGUGGCGGAGAACUGACUGCCUGGGGAGGAUGUAAUCUACGCGGCAUCUCUCUGAGCGACGGCCGUUAUCUGGCGAACUUGGGAUCAAUUCUUCUCUGUGGAAUCGCUAUCCUUGUUAGCAUAUUGUUAAUUCUGCUCGCCGAGCGUAAGCGCGCUGCCGUCGGUAGAAGAGAGAUGCAACUCUUCUUCCUGGGUUACAUAAUUAUCGAGAUAUGCGAAAUCUUCACCGUCGGAGGCUUCCCCUUAAACGGGGCUGUUCGCAGAGGAUUCAGUGCAGUUCACAUCGCCGCUGUCGUAGCCACUCUUUGGAUGCUUCUCAUGAACGGCGCGGUCGGCUUCCAGGCGCUUGAUGACGGCACACCUCUCUCCCUUGGUCUGAUCUUUGUCUCCUCGAUCAUUUUCUUCGUGGGAACCGGUUACAUUGCUCUCGACACCGGCUUUAGCUGGACGGGCUACUGGGAUGACACCCUCACCGGCAACAACCGCGCAUACGCAUUGUAUACGCUGUAUCAACUUGUUCCUCUGGUUUUUCUAGUUAUUUUCUUCGUUCUCGAAGCGUACCUGGUCAUAAGAGUCCUGGGAGAGAAGAAGCCGUUGCUUUAUCUCACAGCCGCGGCGCUCCUCUUCGCCAUCGGGCAGAUUUUCCAAUACGUGAUCAGCGUCCAUCUUUGCAACUCGACCAACGGCAGGAUCAAUGGCGGUCUCUUCGAAACGCUCUUUACUCUCCUCGCUGUCUCGAUGAUCUACGUCUUCUGGUCCAGCAUCACUGAAGACGACUGGCCGAUGGCCUCAGGCGGCUCGACUUAUACAUAAAAGCGCCAUAUUGGAGUCUGCUCACGCGCUAGACGCGUAAAAUAGCGGCAGGACAAAUCCGGGCGCAGAUUCUUCUUUCUUUGCAACUUUCUUCAAACAAAACCAAGCAUGGCGUGCAUUUAAUCGAGUUCGGACUUUUUGAGGGCAGGUCUUAGAGCCGUGCCAAGGAUAUUCCCCCACGAUGUUAUUGUUAUGGAUUAGAUAAUGCUUCUCAAACUAAUGAUGUGAACGAGGGUGCAGCCCGCAUCCGGCGAAACAAAUUACUUGGCUGGUCCAU